This is a messenger RNA of Oncorhynchus gorbuscha (pink salmon), 1257 nucleotides long. RefSeq names its product sperm-associated antigen 17-like. Lineage: Eukaryota; Metazoa; Chordata; Actinopteri; Salmoniformes; Salmonidae. Bases 25 to 1257 code for a protein of 410 amino acids. The record is from RefSeq and is a predicted model, not a curated record. The transcript is spliced from 12 exons. Gene Ontology annotation, cellular component: axonemal central apparatus. Gene Ontology annotation, biological process: axonemal central apparatus assembly; epithelial cilium movement involved in extracellular fluid movement.
CUGUACCUGGUAUUGUAGGAGUACAUGGAGCAGGUUAUCCAGAGAGAGAACCUGACAGAGAACAUGCAGCUGAAUGACCCUCGUACUGAGGAGGAGAAGAUCCACACUGCUGACCUGCUCAAACUGGUCCUGUCACUUCCAGAGUCAGAGCACCCCACUAUAGAGAACAGAAUCUGUCCCGUGGAUGCAGCCACCCUGUACAUCCAGGCAGUGAAGACUCCAGCCCUGCAGACUGAGGCCUCGCUCUCAGAGAAACACACAGACAGCUUCAGCAAAGAGGCGAAGGAAACUAUGUGGAAGAGCAGGAUAGAGCAGCACAGACAGGAGCUGGACCAGGAGAAGAUUUACAGAGAGGCUCUAAGGAACAGAAUCAUUCCUCCUUAUUUCCGCUCAGAGAAAGGAGCAGGUUUCGAGUACUCUGAGGUCCCUGAUAUGAGAUCUCUGUCUCAGGACCUUCCUCCAUUCCCCAACACUCCCAACUCCCAGAACUACCUCAGAGAUGCCCCUCAGGAGACAGCAGCCCAGCGACCUUUGAACCCCACGCCCUCUCACGCAGCAGGAAGUGAUGCGCUGCCUAGGAGACCCACCAACCCCACUCCUCAAACUGCAGGGGACAGCUCUCAUGGUGCCUCUACAGUGAAGCAGCAGCAUGGUGGUGGUAUUGGGCCUGGCAGUACCCAGGUGGACGUGGCAGGGAACCCACGCAGACACAGAGUCAAGCUGCCAGCCUCCAUCCUCAGCUCCAAACCCUUCAGCGUGCCCAACCAGCAGUUCCUGUGUGUAGAGGAGCCGGUGAGGAGGAAGGUGAAGACUGUGUCUGUGACAGGGGGGCAGCAACUCGCCGCACGGGGGUUUGAGCUCCUCCCAGCAGAGGUCCAGUUUGGGACCCUAAAGGAGGGCUGCAGCUACAGUGUCCCCGUGCUCAUGAAGAACGUGGGCUUCCACACCUGCAGGUUCAGUGUGAAACAGCCGUCCCUGGUGGCUGCUGGGAUGAAGACUGAGCUUCAGGUGGAGCUGCAUGCCAUGACUACAGGUCUGGAGGAGUCUGCAGAGGGAGAGGUCUACAUCUCACACCACAUCCACAUCAAGACUGAGACUGAGAUCUUCUACCUGCCUCGUCUGUAUGACACCAGGACCAAGGAUCAUACCAACGGGCUCCAGACAGGGGUAUCCAAGGUCCGCCUCAUCUCCUCCACCCCCUCAGUCAGACGUGGAGUGGUCCUCCCUCUCAGACCUCUUCUCUCCACCACCGGUUAG